Arabidopsis arenosa is the source of this 2573-nucleotide messenger RNA. The record is from the annotation of a GenBank genome assembly. Lineage: Eukaryota; Viridiplantae; Streptophyta; Magnoliopsida; Brassicales; Brassicaceae.
UUUACUUGGUUUCUCUCUCUCUCUCUUUGAUUCAUCUGAAAACAAAACACACAUUCGUAAAUCUCAACAAAAUCAUGUACUACCUCCCCACUUCUUGUCUGGUGUUUUUCUUUCUCUCCUCCUUAUUCUACCAUCUUCCUUGUGCUUUAAGUAAAGAAGGACUUGCGUGGUGUGAGACUAUUCAGUUUCAGUGUGGGAACAUCACCGCUGGUUUCCCCUUCUGGGGUGGGAAUCGUCCUGAACCUUGCGGUCAUGCAUCGCUGGAGCUUCGCUGCAACAACGAAAACAUCACCUCUUUAAACAUCUUAAACCAUAAGUACAAUGUUUUCCAUAUAAAUCAAACAUCUAAUACUCUUAGACUUGUCAGAGCUGAUUUUUUAGGUUCUUUUUGCUCUGCUUCAUUCCAAACCACAACCAUGUCUCCCGAAUUCUCUGAGCUUCCAAAACUGAAGAACCUCACUAUUUUCUAUAACUGCGACCCUCGUCUUCAUUACAUUUCGAAUUAUACAUGUCCUCCUGGGAGAGGUGUUGUCUCAGCUUAUCAAAACCCUAUUUAUCAAAGAUCCUGCCAAGAUAAUUUCACUUUGAGCGUUCCUGAGACAUAUUUUCCAGAAGUGAAAGAAUUGAAUUUAACUCAUCUGGAAAGUGUUCUAAGAGAAGGAGUUGAGGUAAUGGUGAAUACUGAUGACACAACGUGUGAAGAAUGUUCUUCCUCAACUUAUGAGCAUUAUGAACGCUGCAGCGAACCAUUUCGCUGCGGCGAUCAGACGAGUCUCUUGUACCCUUUCUGGGUACGUGGCAGACAAGACUGUGGCCACCCCUACUUCAAGCUUGAUUGUGGCAAAGGAUUCGCAGAGCUAACCAUCUCCUUUGCGACAUACAGAAUCUUAGAAGCUAACUAUGACUCUCGUAUCAUAAGACUCGCAAGAUUGGAUUAUAUUGACAAUCUUUGUCCCACAGACGCACAAAAUGCAUCAUUCCUUACCAGCGUCCUUCCAUUCGCUCCACACACCGAGAUGCUAACAAUUUAUUACAGCUGCCAAAAAUGGUCAUCUCUUAAUGCUUACUUUGGACAGCUUCAUUGUGAGGGUGACAAAAAAACUAUAACAAACUACUAUGGGACGAGAAACCUCUCAUCUCCUUCACUAUACGGAAGUAGUGGCUUUUUAUUUGAUAACUUGAGGGGAAAUUGCCAAAAAGGCGUCAGUAUACCAGUGGAUGGAUCGGCGUCGAAGGAUAAUCUACAGAAGACUCUUGAAAAGGGUUUCCAGGUUGAGCAUAAUCAAGACUGUUCAAGGUGCAUAGAAUCUAAAGGUGCUUGUGGAUACAAUCAGACUACAAGAAGUUUUGUCUGCUAUUGUAAGGAUGGGACUUAUGGCAACAAUUGUGGCUCUGGAAAGGGUAGUCAUGGGAAUUUUUUCAAUAGAAGUCGCAUAGGUUCAGUAGCAGGGGUUAUUUUGUUUCUUGUUUUAUUAACCUUUUUUCUCCAUUUUCUUCGGGUGAGAAAAAUAAGACUGAGACAACAGAACCUGAAGGCUCUUAUCCCACUCGAACACUAUACUUACGCACAAGUGAAGAGAAUUACAAAGUCGUUUGAGGAAGUGGUUGGGACAGGCGGAUUUGGAAUUGUUUAUCGAGGAACACUUGGUGACGGCCGUAUGGUUGCGGUGAAGGUCUUGAAAAAGUCAAAGGGUAAUGGUGAAGACUUCAUUAAUGAAGUUGCGAGCAUGAGCAGAACUUCUCAUCAAAACAUUGUUUCCUUGCUUGGUUUCUGCUCUGAAGGUUCCAAAAGGGCAAUUAUAUAUGAGUUUUUGGAAAAUGGGUCACUUGAUAAGUUCAUUUCAGGCAAGAGCUCGGUGAAUUUGGAUUGGAUGGUUCUAUAUAGUAUUGCGCUAGGAGUUGCUCGUGGUCUAGAGUACUUGCACCAUGGAUGCAAGACAAGGAUUGUACAUUUCGACAUUAAACCACAAAAUGUACUCCUAGAUGACAAUUUCUGCCCCAAAGUUUCGGACUUUGGCCUCGCUAAGCUCUGUGAGAAGAAAGAGAGCAUCUUGUCGAUACUGGACACAAGAGGUACAAUAGGGUACAUUGCACCAGAGAUGAUCUCCAGAGUUUAUGGGAAUGUGUCCCACAAGUCAGAUGUGUAUAGCUAUGGAAUGUUGGUUCUUGAUAUGAUUGGUGCAAGGAACAAAGAAAACGCUAAUCAAUUCUCUGCUUCUACCACAAGUACAAUGUACUUUCCUGAAUGGAUAUAUAAGGAUCUUGAGAAGGGAGACGAUGGAAGGCUUAAUAGGAAUGGAAUCAUCUGCGAAGAAGAAGAUAUAAUAAAGAAGAUGACAUUGGUGAGUCUGUGGUGUAUUCAACCUUCUCCCACAGAUCGCCCACCGAUGAACAGAGUUGUAGAGAUGAUGGAAGGAAGCUUGGAUGCUCUUGAAAUCCCUCCUAGGCCUGUUUUUCAAAUUCCAACAAUGCCUCUACAAGAAUUUUCAAUAUUUUCAGAGGAUAUAUCUGGUAACAAAGAUGGAUGAUCCAAGAAGCCUCCAUGGAACCUAUAGAAGCACGAAAAUAGCUAU